Messenger RNA from Prorocentrum cordatum, 1314 nucleotides. The record is from the annotation of a GenBank genome assembly. NCBI's taxonomy places the organism in Eukaryota, Dinophyceae, Prorocentrales, Prorocentraceae.
CCGAUGGCGGCGGUGGCGCAGGGCGGGGGCAUCGGCUACAGGUCGGAGCCCCCGAGCAUGAAGGCGUUCAGGGAGAGGAUGCUGCACUGCUUGGCCCUUGUCCGCGUGUUUCAGGCGGCCCCCCUCGCGUGGUCCAGGUCCAGGGCUGCGGACAUCGGCAGGAUAAUCCAUGUGAUGCGCCCCAUCGGCAAGUGCUACACCUCGGUGCUGGCGGCGAGGGCCCAGAAGGAGAAGGCGGCGCCAAAUGACGUCGGCUUUGUCCCUAGGGGCUCCAGGGACGGGGCUUUGGCGGUUGCGGCGGUGGUGGCCGAGCGGGCUGCGCACUUCGGCCUCGCGGCGCUCACGAGCUUCAAGGACCUGGGCAAGGCGUUCCAGUGCCCGUCCGCGCGAGACAUGCUGCGGGGCCUGGAGGGCAUGGUGCGCGAGGAGGACCACCCCAUCGUGUCGCGCAGGGUCCUCGACUACCACUGCGAGGUGGAGACGGCCGAGGGAGCGUUGCGCAUGAAGACCAACCAGGGCGUUCUCACGCCGGUGGCGACAGAGUGGGCCAUCGAGGACUCGGGUCGCCCCGACGCGCAGCUGCUGGAGGCGAAGUCCGUCGUCACGGGCACCGUGCUCGACCUCAGCCUCACGAAGUUCGCGGGCGACCUAUACAAGCGCUUCGCUUCGUGGUGCCACGACACCGUGAUCAAGAACCACAAGGCCUCCGACGAGCUGUUGGACGGGCUGCUGGAGCCGCGCGGUUUCCAGCAGAACAUCUCCAAGCAGUACACUAUGUGUGCCUUCCGUGGUGCGGGGGCCAGGGCCUGGACGAGGGCCUUCUUCGCGGGCAGGCUCGGCGUGCGGGGCAACUGCUCGACGGUCGCCCGCUACCUCGGCCCGAUGCUGCACUACCAGGGCGGCCUGGCGACGGAGGUCAGGGCUCGCGUGGCGGCGGCCACGCGGGGCUUCGCGGACAUGGGGCGCUUCUGGAAGUCCGAGGUCUCCGUCGAGGUGGUGCGCCAGGUCUUCCGCUCAAAGGAGGGCUACCAGCACAGGGCCAUGCCCGCCCAGGUCGUGCGUCAGCUGCUGCAGAUGGCGGACAUCGAGACCGAGUUACCCGUGGUGAGGCUCGGGUUCAUGAAGUGCAUGGUGCGCCAUCCCGAGGACCUCGAGAUGGAGCUCACGGCGCUGUUUGGACAAUUGCCCUUCGUGCUGCAGCCCGUGUUGGGCGAGGGCGGCCGCCUGGGCGAGGGAGCUGCGGCGCUCGCGAGGCUGCUGGUGGACGACAUGAAGCUGCUCAUGCGCGCGUCGGAGCGCGCGGACCUGCUGGAA